AAGUGUCUCUUGUCCUUAAUCACUGGACAAAGCAACGGCAAACCUUGAAUCUUGAACUCUUGAUAGACAAGUAAUUAAUGCCAGAAAUGAGUUUUGGACUCAGAUCAAAACAUAUUUUAGCAAGAAUCAACAACUCCAGACGUCCCUUUCUAAGGUUCUGUUGAACUAUUUUCCUUUCUCAAUGGUUCAGCUCUAUCCCAACAACUCCUCAUCUUAAUUCUUAAAUAGGCACUACCAAAUCCAAGAUGCAGAAAACAAUGCAGACUCCAAAAACUGAAAUCCAACGAUCAAGUUUUCAGAGAAGGUCCAUAACCGAUCUGCAUAUCAAUCCAAAAACCUUCCUCCAGCAACUCUUCAGAGAACCAAAGACUCAAGUCACAAAUCACAAGAUGUUCAAGCUGCUACCACAACUUUUCACCACAUUUCUAAUUGCUGUUACCUACAGUGUGACGUACGUGACUGCAAUUGACCCAGCACCAGAAGGAGAAGUCCUCGAGUUAUACAUGCAUGAUAUUCUGGGAGGAAGCAGCCCUACGGCUAGGCCAAUAACUGGCUUGCUAGGGAACAUCUAUAGUGGUCAAGUACCUUUUGCAAAACCUGUAGGAUUCCGACCCCCUCAAGGAGGUGUCCCUAUCCCCAAUGCCAAUGGUGCCAUUCCAACCGUAAAUGGCAUCAAUGGCCUCCCACUAGGAACUGGCUUGGCAGGACGAACUUUUUCUGGACAUCAAAACGACCAAAAUGGUAACCCUCAGAUCCCACUAGGACCUGACGGAUUGGAACUAGGCUUCGGAACAAUCACUGUCAUUGAUGACAUAUUAACAGCCAGUCCUGACUUGGGAUCACAGGUAUUAGGGAAAGCUCAAGGAGUUUAUGUGGCAAGCUCUGCAGAUGGAAGCACACAGAUGUUGGCAUUUACAGCAAUGAUGGAAGGUGGGGAGUAUAAUGACAACCUCAACUUCUAUGGUGUAUACAAGAUUGGAAGCACCAUGUCAUAUUUAUCAGUGACAGGAGGAACAGGAAAGUUUAAGAAUGCUAAUGGAAUUGCCGAGGUUGGAUCUCUUAUACCACCUGGCCAACAGGUCACCGAUGGUGCAGAGACCUUGCUGAGGAUCACUGUCCAUCUAAAAUACUAAGAAUGUUUUCGUUUUUCUACUAUAAAAUCAUACGUCAGUGUGUGUGUGUGUGUGUGUGUGAAAAUGAGUGUGGCCUUUGUUCUGAGAUACCCUGUGAAUGUUCCAACUU
This is a messenger RNA of Rubroshorea leprosula, 1242 nucleotides long. The record is from the annotation of a GenBank genome assembly. NCBI's taxonomy places the organism in Eukaryota, Viridiplantae, Streptophyta, Magnoliopsida, Malvales, Dipterocarpaceae.